Molecule: messenger RNA, 1188 nt
Organism: Sitodiplosis mosellana (orange wheat blossom midge)
Lineage: Eukaryota; Metazoa; Arthropoda; Insecta; Diptera; Cecidomyiidae
Product: slowpoke-binding protein-like
Exons: 6
Coding region: 163-1188 (341 amino acids)
Source: RefSeq, a predicted model, not a curated record
UAUCGGCAUCGCUAUCGUAAAUCCAAGUUUCCGUUACAAAAACAUCGUCGGAAAGUUGUAACACGAACACAAUCAGAGACAGAUAUUAAUGCCGACAUUUCGGAAUGUGAACAAACCGAAAAUCCUCCAAAAGUCAGUUCGAAACUAGAAACUUUCACUAAAAUGCUAUUCAAUCGCUCAAGUUCGCUACAACACAGUCCAAAAAAGGUGACCAGCUCAUCGUCAACCACGUGGAUGGAAAAUUUAUGGACAAACAUGAAAUUUCAGAGAUCUGCCGAGCCCACACCGCCAGAACGAGCGUUGCGUGAACGAGCAUACAUUUCGAGCCAAGAAUGGGUAGAGAAAUCGGAUGGCCGUUACAAGAUCAUGGCCCAUUUGGAUACUAUCGGCUUUAGAGAGGAUAAAAACUGGUUCUUGCUGAACGAUACAACAGUCCGAACGAAUCGUCUGAUGACGUGGAUUCCAUUACCAGCCGAUUGUGUUGCCCUGGAAGAACUAGCCCCUUUCAAUUCACCAAAAGGAAUACUGAUGGAAUUGCUCGCUUCAUUGCAACAUCCAUACAUUUAUCCAGUGCUAGAUCUGGGCAUUUUCAAUUCGAACCAAACGAAUUUCGCGUGUCUCGUUAUGCCGAUCAAUGAGCGUGGCAGCCUCAAAGAUUAUAUUUACAAAGCGAUACGGUGGAAUGAGCCAUGGAGACGUAAAUACGCAAAAAAGUCAAUUUGUUUGACAUUGGCACAGGUGCAACGGUUUGGUCGACAUAUUUUGGAAGCGUUGCUAUUUCUGCGCGAACGAGGCAUUCCAUCACAUGGCCACUUGCAUAGCGGCAAUGUCAUACUACAAAAUGGUGUUGCCAGGUUAUCGGGAUUGGAAAAUGGUUUGCUCGGCCUAGACUCGAAAGUGAAUGCGAUUGAUUCGGCAAAGAAUAUUGCUGAUGUUGAACACAGGGAUGUUAUUUGCUUCGGCCAUUUACUCUUUGAAAUGUGCACGGGAUUUGAAUUGCUAACACCGCGCCCAACCGCUGACAACUUGUUCUUAGACUUGGAACGAUAUCCAAAGGUGGUCAAAGUGCUGCAAUGGAUUUUUGAAUCUCCCGGUGAUCGAUAUCCAACUGUUGCGGAACUUGUGCGAUGUGAUUUAUUCCGACACGUCGAAUUACGUGAAAUGAGGGGAGCAUCAAUUUCGCAUUAG